Messenger RNA from Dentiscutata erythropus, 786 nucleotides. Lineage: Eukaryota; Fungi; Glomeromycota; Glomeromycetes; Diversisporales; Gigasporaceae. The record is from the annotation of a GenBank genome assembly.
AUGAGUAAACUUAAAACUACACCACCACUUGUUAGCCUUCGUACAGUAAACACUGCUCAAGAAGUUGAAAUACGCCUUCACGAGCCCCUAAUUCAAAAACAAGGGUCUCGUAAGAAACGAAUAGGGCUACAAAUACUGAAUGCGUUGGCAAGAUUGGAAGUAUUACUGAAUAAAGAGGAGGCACUUGCCAUUUCAGAAGAUGCAGUGCAGCAUUUGACGCAGCAACAAUAUAACAAGAUGGAAAUUGAAGCUGCAUUGAAUGCUCUGGAGACUUCUCUAUUACAGCUCGAAGAGGAUGGGAUACCAAAAAAAGACACUCAGACUUACCUGUCAGAAUUAGGUCUUACAGUACUUUUUCCAAAAUCAGCAAAGCGAUUAGUUGUCAAUAACAUUCCUUCUGGAAAGGUUGAUGCACUAGCACAUUUUAACGAGAUGAACGUGCUCAACCAAUUGGCUUCUAUUUCACUUCAACUCCAACAAGAUAUAAAACUUCAGAAUCACAAAUAUAUGGCGCAUCAACUUGCACUCCUCUACCAAUGUCUCAAUCAGGCUGGAGGACAUUUUCUUAAAUACAAAUCUCGUGUUGAAUUACAUUUUGACAGUAUAAAAGCUCUGACCAGCAAUUCAGAAGUACCAAAACUUAAUGCAGAACAAAAAGAAUGGUUGUCCCAGGUGACUGCUGAUAUCGUUACGGAAGCAUUAUUUAGUGGCCGACCUGUGACACCAAUGUCACAGCCCUUGGCAACAUAUCUGAACGAGAUUAGCGAAGCGCCAUCAAAAAACUGA